AUGCCGUCUGCUUUCCCUAUCACCUAUUCAAACCCUGGAACUGCUCAACAGCAGAUUUUUUAUGAAUCGCUUCCUUAUUCUGUAAUGAGGGAAUUAAGGAAAGCCAUUGCUGAUUCUGGUCUGAAAUCCUCUUAUGUGACGGGAAUGCUUGAAGGCAUAGCAACUGGUUACAUUAUGCUACCUCAGGACUGGAAAGACCUGAUGCGCACGCUUUUGUCCCCUGCUCAGUAUGUGGUGUUUGAGAGUGAAUUUAAACAUAGCGCUUCAGCCCUGUCUGAUCCGCAACAUACUGCCAAUGAACUUUAUGGUGCUGGUCAGUUUGCUGAUAUAACUGCCCAAGCAACACUGACACCUGUACAUUUUGUUCGCACCGCGACCUGUGUACAACGCGCCUUCGGAAAGUCCCUGUUUCUGGGCAACCGCUGA
This is a messenger RNA of Podarcis lilfordi (Lilford's wall lizard), 426 nucleotides long. The record is from the annotation of a GenBank genome assembly. NCBI's taxonomy places the organism in Eukaryota, Metazoa, Chordata, Lepidosauria, Squamata, Lacertidae.